Endocarpon pusillum Z07020 is the source of this 2445-nucleotide messenger RNA. RefSeq names its product DNA replication licensing factor mcm7. Gene Ontology annotation, biological process: double-strand break repair via break-induced replication; DNA replication initiation; DNA strand elongation involved in DNA replication. NCBI's taxonomy places the organism in Eukaryota, Fungi, Ascomycota, Eurotiomycetes, Verrucariales, Verrucariaceae. The transcript is spliced from 4 exons. Bases 1 to 2445 code for a protein of 814 amino acids. Gene Ontology annotation, cellular component: MCM complex; nucleus. The record is from RefSeq and is a predicted model, not a curated record. Gene Ontology annotation, molecular function: single-stranded DNA binding; ATP hydrolysis activity; ATP binding.
AUGGCGUUGCUACAAUAUCGAGCCCCUGUCGACUACGAAGCGCAGCAAGAAGCCUUCCGAGAAUUUCUCGAGAAUUUCAAGUCUUCCGAGUCUGCAUCUGAAGAAACUGCCGCCGACGCCAUCAACGGGCUUCACAUUGAUGGCGAUGGCACUAGUGACGAGUACGAUUUUAUGGACGACGCAGAGAAUGGAGGCGCCGCGCGAUCAGGCAGAAAUGACCGAGGUCACCGGGACAAGAGAAAAUACAUAUCAUUACUUCAGGACAUCGCGGAUCGAGUCAAGUCAAACAUCUUGAUUGAGUUGGAUGACCUCGACUUGUACGAACGAUCUCUAGGUGACGAGCAAAACUUGAAAUUGGUUGAAUCAAUAACGAAUAAUACAAAACAUUAUGUCGACCUUUUCGCAGAAGCUGUUGACAAGGUCAUGCCUAAAGAGAGCAGAGAGAUCUCAUUCAAAGAUGACGUACUUGAUGUUAUCAUGUCUCAAAGAGAGAAGCGGAAUCAGACCAUGUCACAAGCAAUGGAGGCAGACUUGGACACAGUGUUGCCACUUUCAACAUUUCCGCCCGAGCUAACUCGCCGAUAUACCCUCAAUUUCAAGCCUUUAACCCCUUCAGGUUCAAGCAAUGACCGUAGCGCGAAAGCGUUGGCAGUCCGAAAUGUCAAAGGCGAGCAUCUGGGACAUCUCAUCACAGUACGAGGAAUCACCACUCGCGUGUCAGACGUCAAGCCUGCGAUCAGUAUCCAUGCAUAUACCUGCGAUCGCUGUGGCUGCGAAGUGUUCCAGCCAGUCACCACCAAGCAAUUCACCCCCAUGCAGGUUUGUACCUCAUCCGAGUGCCAGAAAAAUGACAGCAAAGGGCAACUUUUUCCAUCGACUCGUGCAUCUAAAUUUCUACCCUUUCAGGAAGUCAAAAUUCAGGAAAUGGCAGAUCAAGUGCCAGUGGGUCAUAUUCCUCGAACGUUGACGAUCCACUGUCAUGGUGCUUUGACACGUCAGAUCAAUCCUGGAGAUGUUGUUGAUGUAGCUGGAAUCUUCUUGCCUACACCGUACACUGGGUUCAGGGCCAUCCGAGCAGGACUGCUCACAGAUACAUAUCUAGAGGCGCAGCAUAUCACCCAGCAUAAGAAGGCGUACCAAGACCUAUUGAUGGACGCGAGAACUUUGCGCAGAAUCGAUCAGUACAAGGCUUCCGGUCACAUGUAUGAAUAUCUGUCCCGAUCGAUUGCACCAGAAAUCUUCGGCCAUCUCGACGUGAAAAAGGCUCUUCUUCUACUCCUCAUUGGAGGCGUCACGAAGGAGAUGGGUGAUGGAAUGCGCAUUCGAGGCGACAUCAAUAUCUGUCUGAUGGGUGACCCUGGUGUGGCCAAGUCGCAGUUGCUGAAAUACAUCACCAAAGUUGCUCCUCGCGGAGUUUACACCACUGGACGAGGGAGCAGUGGCGUGGGUCUUACAGCAGCAGUCAUGCGUGAUCCGGUGACGGACGAAAUGGUUCUGGAAGGUGGCGCUCUCGUCCUAGCAGACAACGGUAUCUGCUGCAUAGACGAAUUCGAUAAGAUGGAUGAUGGAGACAGGACAGCCAUUCACGAAGUGAUGGAGCAACAGACGAUUUCGAUUUCGAAAGCCGGAAUCACCACGACACUGAACGCCAGGACGUCCAUUCUUGCGGCGGCCAAUCCAUUGUACGGACGAUAUAACCCAAGAAUAUCACCUGUGGAGAACAUUAACCUUCCGGCGGCGCUGCUGUCUCGUUUUGAUGUUCUAUUCUUGAUCUUGGACACACCAUCCCGUGACACUGAUGAACAGUUGGCGAAUCACGUUGCCUACGUGCACAUGCACAAUAGGCAUCCCGAGGCAGACACCAAUGGAGUCGUGUUCACCCCUCACGAAGUCAGGCAAUACAUUGCUCAGGCUCGCAGUUAUCGGCCAAAUGUGCCCAAGUCGGUCUCGGAUUACAUGGUGGGUGCUUAUGUGAGGAUGCGACAGCAACAGAAGCGCGAUGAGGGUAGCAAGAGACAUUUUACCCAUACUUCGCCCAGGACUCUGCUUGGAAUACUUCGAUUAUCACAAGCCCUGGCAAGGUUGAGAUUCAGUGAUCAAGUGGUCACGGAAGAUGUUGACGAGGCACUCAGACUUGUAGAAGUCAGCAAAGCCAGUCUUUACAACGAUUCAAGGAGCCAAGGCGACCAAAGCAAUAGCACCAAGAUUUACAACCUCAUUCGGGGUAUGAGAGACAGUGGUGCUGCUGCUGUUGGUGAUGGAAGUCGCGGAGAGCUGAGCAUUCGAAAAAUCAGCGAAAGAGUGAUCGCCAAAGGCUUCACUCAGGAUCAGCUAGAGCAAGUAAUUGGGGAGUAUGAAUUGCUCGACAUCUGGCAGAGAGCUGCGAACGGGACGCGGCUCGUGUUCAUCGAGGCCGGAGACACUGACGAUGAGAUGAAUAUGUAG